This is a messenger RNA of Mesorhabditis spiculigera, 1467 nucleotides long. The record is from the annotation of a GenBank genome assembly. NCBI's taxonomy places the organism in Eukaryota, Metazoa, Nematoda, Chromadorea, Rhabditida, Rhabditidae.
AUGUUGAAGGUCGUCUUCCUGGCCGCCUUGGCCCUCGGCGCCCUCGCCGUCUCCUUCGAGGAGGAGGAGAACGUCAUCGUUCUCACCAAGGACAACUUCGAUGGUGUUAUCGAGGAGAACGAAUUCGUUCUCGCCGAGUUCUACGCCCCGUGGUGCGGCCACUGCAAGUCCCUCGCCCCUGAGUACGCCAAGGCCGCUACCCAGCUGAAGGAAGAAGGAUCUCCCAUCCGUCUCGCCAAGCUUGAUGCCACCGUUCACGGAGAGGUCGCCUCGAAGUUCGAGGUCCGUGGCUACCCCACCCUGAAGCUCUUCCGCAACGGCAAGCCUUCCGAGUACGGAGGUGGUCGCGACUCUGCCUCCAUCAUCGGAUGGCUCAAGAAGAAGACCGGACCCGUUGCCAAGACCCUCGAGAACGACAAGGACCUCAGCGAGCUCGUCGACUCUGCCGAUGUUGUCGUCGUCGGAUACUUCAAGGCCGCUGACAACGAGAAGGCCAAGGUCUUCCUCGAGGUCGCCGCCGGACUUGAUGAUGUGCCGUUCGGAAUCUCCACUGAUGACUCUGUCAAGAAGGAGCUCGAGCUGAAGGGAGAGGGCGUCGUCCUCCGCAAGAAGUUCGAUGAUGGAAAGGCCGUCUACGACGAGGAGCUCACCGCCGACAACCUGAAGACCUGGAUCCAGGCCAACCGCCUGCCCCUUGUCUCUGAAUUCACCCAGGAGACCGCCUCGGUCAUCUUCGGAGGAGAGAUCAAGUCCCACAAUCUGCUCUUCAUCUCCAAGGAGUCCGCCGAGUUCGAGAAGAUCGAGUCCGAGUUCAAGGCCGCCGCCAAGCAGUUCAAGGGCAAGGUCCUGUUCGUCUUCAUCAACACUGACGUCGAGGAUAACGCCCGCAUCAUGGAGUUCUUCGGACUGAAGAAGGACGAGCUCCCCGCCAUCCGCAUCAUCUCGCUCGAGGAGGACAUGACCAAGUUCAAGCCCGACUUCGAAGAGAUCAACACCGAGAACAUUGCCAAGUUCACCCAGACCUACAUCGACGGAGGACUCAAGGCCCAUCUGAUGUCCGAGGAGAUCCCAGAGGACUGGAACGCCAACCCGGUCAAGGUCCUCGUCGGCAAGAACUUCGAGCAGGUCGCCCGCGACAACACCAAGAACGUCCUCGUCGAGUUCUACGCCCCGUGGUGCGGACACUGCAAGCAGCUCGUGCCCACCUGGGACAAGCUCGGAGAGAAGUACGCCAACCACGACAACAUCGUCAUUGCCAAGAUGGACGCCACCCUCAAUGAGGUCGAGGACGUCAAGGUCCAGUCCUUCCCGACCAUCAAGUUCUUCCCCGCCGGCUCCAACAAGGUCAUCGACUACACCGGAGACCGAACCCUCGACGGAUUCUCGAGCUUCCUCGAGUCGGGCGGCAAGUCCGGCGCCGGAGAUGCUGAGGAGGAGGCAGAGGUCGAGGAGGGACACGAGGAGCUG